Phalacrocorax carbo (great cormorant) is the source of this 4905-nucleotide messenger RNA. The record is from RefSeq and is a predicted model, not a curated record. NCBI's taxonomy places the organism in Eukaryota, Metazoa, Chordata, Aves, Suliformes, Phalacrocoracidae.
GCCACCGCCGGGCUCGGUGGAAAGACGGCGAUGGCGACGUUGCUGCUGCUGCUUCUCUCGCUGGUGCCGGCCGCCGCCGCCGCCGCCUACCUGUGCUGUAUCCGGCGGUACACAGGCAGCGCGGCGGCCGUGCUGCAUCGCCGGGAGCCGGGCCGGCCCGAGGCGGGGGGCCGCAGCCCGCCGCGGGACUUCUGGACCCCGCGGCUGUGCGGCUUCGGGCUGCGCCUCUUCGUCCAUGUGGCCAACACGGCUUUUGGACAGAUCUGCUUAUUGCCGGUCUUAAUAAGGCUGAACAACUUUUCGCUCAUGCGUUCACUUGACAUUCGCGAAGAUCCCACGUUUAUCCCGGAGGUCGCUGCAGAGGUUGUGGAAGACAAGUCUGAGGCUAAAAGCACUUCGGAUAUUGUGAAGCAGCUGACAGAUGCAAGGUCUGAUUCUGCUAGCAAUGGGUUUAGCUUCAAAGGGAUCAAAGACUUCUUGGACUGCUACCGGAGUGGGAAGCUGACGCCAUCUCAAGUAGCAAAGAACAUCAUUGCCGUGCUGGAGGACUGUGACAAAUCCACGCCCCCACUCAGAGCAAUAGUGCAAUGGGACCGGGAGCAAAUAAUGCAGAUGGCUGAGGCCUCCACUGCUCGUUACAGGAAUAAAUCUACCCUGUCUUACCUGGAUGGCAUCCCAGUGUCUCUGAAAGAAGACUUCAAAGUGGUACCUUACCAUCACCGAGUGGGAACAGUGUAUCUUGGGACAGAGCCUGAAACAGAAGAUGCUACUGUGGCCAAGAAGCUGCGAGAGGCUGGGGCUAUCAUUAUUGGGGUCUCAAACAUGCAGGAACUAGGGACUGGAACAACUGGAUGCAACCCUAAUAGGUACCAUAAGACCCCUAGGAAUCCCUACAAGCCUAACCACUUCACAGGUGGGAGCUCCAGUGGGCCAGCAGCAGCUGUAGCAGCAGGUCUCUGCCCAGUGGCUAUUGGCACAGAUGGAGGAGGCUCUGUGAGGAUUCCCGCUUCGUUCUGUGGUGUGGUGGGGCUGAAAGGAACGUUUGGGCGCAUCAGUCCUCAUGGCUGCUUGCCGCUCUCGUACUCGACAGUCAGUGUAGGCCCUAUCUGUACCUCAGUGGCAGAUGCAGCCAUUGUUUACAGUAUCCUUGCUGAGCCGGAUCCGCUUUAUCCAUAUGGACUAAAACAGCCCAAAGCAACCCUAUCUGAUAUGUGUGCUCCUGACCUGAAAGGCUUAAAACUGGGAGUGGACUGGACAUUUUUUAAGGCAUGUGAUGCUGAAGUCCUGUCCAUCUGUGAGAAAGCUGUGGAGCACCUGCAGCGUUUGGGAGCCAGCGUUGUUGAAGUGACUCUUCCGGAGAUGGAGGAGGUGCGGAUAGCACACGUAAUCUGCAUUCUCAGUGAGAUGAGGGACUUCCUGCAACCUGACUUCAAUAAACAUUUCCAUGAAAUGAAUUUGGACACCCGGGCUAGCCUCGCCUUGGCUUCCCAGUUCACAGCUCUGGAUUAUAUUACGGCAAAUCGACAGAGAACUCGGACCAUGAGAUUUUUGCGAGAGAUCUUCUCCACUGUGGACUGUAUCCUUACACCAGCUGUUCCUUGCACUGCCCCAAGAAUCUGUGAAUCUGACCUCUCGACUGGCAUCAGCGAUUUGUACUUCACAGUCCGGUCCAUGAGGUUCAUGCAGCUUGGUAACUUGACUGGGAUUCCAGGCCUUGUGGUCCCCAUUGGGUAUUCUGCUGCUGGGCUUCCUAUCGGCUUUCAGGUCAUGGCAAAAUGGUGGGAUGAAGCUGUUCUUCUGAGGAUUGGCCCAAAGCUAGAGGAGUUUCGUUACCAGACCAAAAAACCAUCCAUUUAUUAUGACAUCCUCGCAUGAUGGACUGACCAAGAUGGGGAAUAAGUCUUUCUUUUCCUAGUCUGACCUGAUGAAGUAUUAGAGUGGACUUGUUUUCAGUGUUCAUCUGAAUAAGGCUUAGUAGCAGGCCCAUUUGAGGAAUAGCGAGGAACACUGGUCUAAGCAGACAUCAUUUUUGUUCCCUGUGUGUUACUGGAUGGUCCAUUUUAUACUGGUGAGACCAACUGUCCUAGCUAGUUCCUUGCUGUGUUUUUGCCAAAAGGGGAAGCUGCAACUAUCUUCUGCAACUUCUUUUUACGUAGGAGUCCUGUGUAGAGAUGGAAAACAGUUGCAUCUACAGGACUGCAUAUGGGCAGUUCACACCACUGUGCAUGGAAGGGUAAAAUCUGUAGACCUUAAACCUUCUCACAGAACUCCUCCUGCUCCAGAACAUGCCAACAGUACUGUUUUGAGGGGGAGAGGCACCUUCCCUUAAGAAAUAAUGCCUAGCUCCCUUGGAAUGAGGGGGAUCUUAACACAGCUGCAAUUAGGUGGUGUGUUUUGUGGCCCCUUACAUAGUCCUUCAGAGCAAAACAAAGCCUAUAGCUAUGGAAGCAUCACUGUGCUUCUGUUCUUUAUUCUGCAAACAGUGUAAGGUCAGACUAACCGUUGCACAAAGUGUAGAUGCACUCACAGUAUGAGCAGUCCUACCUACCUUCAGCCUUGCAUGCAAGGGGAGGAAAAGGCAGAGCAUGAACCCUCAUCAACUCUGACCUGGUUCAGGGUUCUGGCUUUCUGUUGCACAUGUCUAUUUCCCAAGCAAAGCCUUGUAGAGCCUCUUUUCUGCCACUGGCUUCUUAAGUAUAAUCUUACUAUCUUUAGGUGUCCAAAUGGAAGAAAUGUCUUGGUAAUGCUGUGACGUACUGCUUAAGGGGUGCUGAGCCAGCUAUUACAAACAGGUGAAAUCGGUGUGGUACUGACAGUAGGGAAUGCUACUGAGCAACUGGCAAGAGUUGAAGCUGGGUGCAGGAAAGGUGUUGCACAAAGACAUGUACAGCAAAGGGCUUGCUCUAGCUAAGAAGCCAACUCCCUCUUAUCCCAAGCGUAGUUCCUGAAGUAAUCAAGGUAGAAUUAAGAUGAGGAUAUACUACAAUAAAGCAUGACAUGACUCUAAGCCACAGUACUGUUUUUCAUGGAAAGGCCCCAGACUGUAAAUGCCCAAGUACCCAUGUCCUCCCAGCAGCACCAGGGCCAUAUGAAAGACAGGAAGGGGCCUAGAAGUAACCAAAGCUAAACAUUUGUGUUCGUUUUGGAGUAGCUUGGGGUUAAUGCUCAGAGGCAUCUCCUGUUGCCUGCCUCAUCAGGCAACCUGGGCUUGCGAUCAGGCUGCUGCAGAAUCUGUCCUACAGACAGGAGCAGAGAAGAUCACCAUGUUCUUACUUAGCUUGGAAGGAAAGAACAAACAGGAAAUAGUUGCAGUUUCUCCCAAACUCAGCAUGGUUUCAGGUUUUUUUCUCUCCAUACAUAUCCACUCUUUGAAGAGAGCUAGCACUUUACUAAUGGCUAAAGUUAGAAGUCAUGGCAUCUGAAUGGAAGAACAUUGCAUUGCUGUCUCCUCCUUCAUUACCUGAUUAAAGCAUCAACUCCUACCAUCAGCUGCCACCAUCAUCCAUGGUUAAAUUGAUUAUAUGGUUGAUAUUAUCUUCAAGUCCUUUAUGGAGUUCUGCCAUAACUACUUUUUCACUAGAUUCUAGUAUAGUUAAGCUUUAUAAAGAACAGUUUAAAAGUGAAGUAUUUCCUCUGUUACUAAUGCUAAGUUAUUAAUGACCACCAACAUACCUUAGAGUGAAACACUGCUGAAAUGCAUUGUAUAGCAAUAAGGGAGUUGAUAAGUGUCUGAUAAGAAUAAAUUUCUGUCAGGAACAUUACUGCUUGAAGGAAAUGGCUGGAUAGUCCCUAAUUUAAUGCUAUUACUCGAGGGGUUAUAGAUGGUUGUUUAAAAGAAUCAGUUACCAUCUUCCUGGAUGAAGCUAUUUAUGCCAAAUACCUUCUUAAAUGAUACACUACCCUGAAAUUAUAAUUUCAAUAUUUAGUUCAUUUUCUGGGUAGAGAGAGGGAGCUCAAGUUACUGGGAAGACAGAUAGGAGUUAAAAUGAAUCAUAGACUCAUUUAGGUUGGAAAACACCUUUAAAAUCAUCGAGUCCAAACGUAAAGAAUUUGCUAUUUUUAAAAAAUAAUACUUGCAUCCUGCUAGAAGAAAGAACUGAGAGCUUUUGCUGACUGACAGUAACUUAGUCUGUCUCUCCGCAUACUGCUUCCUCCCUUUCCCUAAACGGGUAUCAUAUCAGUGCACAUUUCCCUGGUACUGAGGUUACUCAGCUAAACUUUGCUCAUCCUGGUGGAAGGCCCCUGUGUUUCCUCUCCUCCCGUGGCUGUUAGCUUAUCCAAGUUCUGCAGCAGACCAGUUCCUAAUUAAGAGCAGUUCUAUCCCCACAGUAUGCAAUAGCAAGGCAGUUGUGUGAGCAAAGCAGACACAGUGACCACACACACAAUCCUGUUGCUUCACAUAGAUAUAUGUAUGGGUAUAGAUAUACGGUAUAUACACAUUGAUCUUUAUAUAUAUAAAAUAACACCUUGUUUAUAAAGCGACAUUUAAUUGCCACUGGUUCCCUUCCCGCCCCACAGAAAUAAUAGUAUACAAAAUAUAAAAUAUUUUAAAUAUUUAUAAACGCCGCAAGAAAAAAAAUAGAACUGUACGAAAAUAUGUUUGUUUUUUUUUCUGAGGUUCCCUCCCUGCCCUGUGGGAAGGGAAAGAAAAUGGGUACACAUUUGGCCGGCCUAGUGUGCCUUGAGUCCAUAGUUGUUAAGUGGGUAGGAGUAUGCCUUGCCUAAUACUAUCCGGUCCCGGAGGAGCUUAAAUAAGACAUAAUAAUUGCAGAAAAGGAUGAGGGCCAUGGAGAGGGUAUGGUUCCACUUCUCUGAGCGCAGCAGUGAGUAGAGCUGGUAGCAGACCACGCUGCCUUCAAUGAGAAUCAGCAGGUUGAGCAGCCGUAAUGGACGGUGAAAAAGGAA